AGUGUAUGGUAAGUUGCAAAAAAAGAAUUCAAAAUUCAUCUAACAAGGGUUGUUACAAAAAUUUAAUAAUUUGUGCGUGAGGGUUUGAGUGGUUUUGUAUAAUUCCAAAACCACGACUUAUGAAUUUUGAUAUUAGUAACAUUGAUCCAGACCCAGUGUCAUCUAUUUGGUCUAAUCCAAAUAUUGCCGGAGACUCUCCAGAGCCUCGAGCUGCGCAUAGUACGAAUCUAAUAAAUGAAAAUAAAGUGUACUUGUUCGGAGGAUGGAACGGAAAAAAAGCAUUGAAUGAUCUUUAUGUUAUUGAUGUGGAAACAAUGCAGUGCACUCAACUUUUAUCUGAAAAUACUCCGUCUAUACGAAAUAAUCACGCGGCUGUUUCGGUAGUAAAUGAUCUUUAUAUACAUGGAGGUCAUAAUGGUGUCCAUUGGUUGGAUGAUUUUUAUGUUUUCAACACACAAACAAUGGUGUGGCGAGAAAUCAGCAUGUGUAGUCGGUCUCCAGGUGCGCGUUCGUGUCACACAUUAAGUCGUGUCAAAGAUAAUUUAUACAUGUUUGGAGGACACAAUGGGUCUCAGUUUUUUAAUGAUAUUGAAAUUUUUUCGCUCCAUACUAUGACUUGGACACAACUUAAAACAUCAGGCCAACCUCCACCGUCUCGUAACUCACAUGUUAUGAGUGUAUUGGACACAAAAUUAUUCUUAUUUGGCGGUUACAAUGCAAAUCGAUAUUUCACAGAAAUUCAUAUUUUUGAUACUGAAACGCUUUGCUGGUCAACUCCUAUUAUUACAGGAACUAUUCCAGUAACACUAAGGGGUCAUACUGCUAGUGUUGUUAACGACUGGAUUUUUAUUUUUGGAGGAUACGACGGAUAUGACACAUCUAACCGGAUUUAUAUUUUUGACACCAUUAACCUUAAAUGGAAUUAUAUCAACCCAACCGAAGAAACACCCAUCAAGCGACAAAAACAUACGGCGUGUAUUUGGCGAAAGCAUCAUGUGCUUUUGUUUGGUGGAUUCACUGGACACAAGUGGUUAAGUGAUUGGCAUCUUUUAAAUUGUUUAGAAAUUCACAAGGCAUACCAGGCAACAUCAUCGGUAUCAUUAAUGUCUCAUCAUAUUCGAAAAUUAUUAGGAACAAGUGUCUUUUCCGACGUUUCAUUAGAAGUCAAAGGAAAGUGUAUACCCGCCCACAAGUGUAUUCUCGCAGCACGCUGCCCUUAUUUUAAAAAUCAUUUCAUGAAUACAUUAAACAAUGCACACCAAACAAAGGUCGUUUUAACUGGAAUAAGCUAUCCUGUUCUUUGUGUUGUUUUGGAAUACCUUUACUCAGGCAACAUCUCCAAUUAUAAUUAUAAAGUCAUUUAUGAUACAAUUAAAACAUGCCACCAAUGGAAACUUGAAGAGUUGAAAGUGAUUUGUGCUAAAUGUAUGCAACGGUAUUUAAACUCAAAAAAUGUUUUUGAAAUUUUAAUUCAAGCUAAUAAAUAUAAGGCGAAUGACUUGGUUAAAACGUGUCUUAAUUUUAUACUUGAUGAAGCCAACGACGUGAUAAAAACGGGAUCGAGUCUGAGAAAUGAUGUAGAUAAAGCAGCAACAGAGAUUACAAUCAAACCAACCUUAACAUAUAAAUUAACACGGUUUCUCGUAUCGCACUACGCUUUUGAAUCAAGUCUUAUUUACGGCAAUAAUAAUGACACGGAUCUUAAAAAAUAGUCAUUUCUGUACAAAAAUGACUCGUGUUUUUAGAUGACUCAAUUCUCUUUUUCUAAAUUAUACAGAUUACCACUAAUGAAUUUAUUUAUUUUGAAUCCAUUUUAAAGUUUAUUAAUAAUAAUAAAACACUAUAGUAAAUACUGUGAAAAGUAUGCAUUUUAA
Molecule: messenger RNA, 1874 nt
Organism: Hylaeus volcanicus
Lineage: Eukaryota; Metazoa; Arthropoda; Insecta; Hymenoptera; Colletidae
Product: rab9 effector protein with kelch motifs-like
Exons: 14
Coding region: 120-1712 (530 amino acids)
Molecular function (GO): protein binding
Source: RefSeq, a predicted model, not a curated record